AUGGUCAGCUCCUCGACUAUAUUCUCCAACAACUACGAUAAGCCACCUAAACCCGAAUUGGUUUUCAAAUCGGAAGGUGGUGAAGAAAUGAUGCCAGAAAACAUUGAGAUGUUUGAAGAAGAAGACUUCACACCUCGACACGCCUCCAAAUGGUCCCGUUCUCGGAAACUUUUGUAUUUCUUCACCGCUCUCUUCUUCCUGACCGUAACCCUCGGGUUACUGUAUCAAAAACGUGUGGAACGACAGGAAUUCUUCACCAAUCUUCAAGAAUUCCAAGAAUUCAACGAAAAAUUUCAGAAAAUUCACAAAAAUUCGAUGGAAUUCAAGGAGAGAUUCUUUAAUUUCAGAGGGAAUUUGAAAAAGUUGGAAAUCUUGAGAUCGAGCAAUCCGGAUAUCGAUUUUUCCAUCAAUCAAUUUUCAGACAUGUCUGAAAAUGAGUUAAAAUCGAUUCUGUUGGAUAAGAAGCUUCUGGAACGCAAUUUUCAGAAUUCCACGCUGAAAUUUUUUGAUCUACCGAUGAAUGUGACGCGCCCGGAGCGUAUCGAUUGGCGGGAUUCUGGAAAAGUGAUGUCUGUGAAGAAUCAAGGUGCGUGUGGAUCGUGUUGGGCGUUCGCUACAGUAGCCGCCGUCGAGUCACAGUAUGCAAUUCGAAAAGGGACACUUUGGUCACUUUCUGAACAGGAAUUAGUGGAUUGUGAUGGAGAGAGCUAUGGGUGUGAAGGAGGAUUUCUGGAUAAAGCGUUGGGAUGGGUCUUGGGCAAUGGCUUGGAAACAGAAGACGACUAUCCAUAUGAGUGCACUCAACACGAUCAAUGCUAUAUAAAUGGCGGGAAGACACGUGUCACUGUCGACGAGGGAUGGUCAUUGGGAAGAGAUGAGGAUUCCAUUGCGGAUUGGGUAGCCAGUGUGGGUCCCGUGGCUUUUGCGAUGAGUGUGCCCAACUCGUUCACCGCCUACUCGAACGGAGUCUACAACCCAUCUGAACAUGAAUGCCGCGAUGAAUCUCUCGGAUAUCACGCGAUGACUUUAAUUGGUUACGGUACCGAAGGCAAUCAACCGUAUUGGAUCGUCAAGAAUUCGUGGGGAUCAAGUUGGGGAGAUCAAGGAUAUAUGCGACUCGCCAGGGGCAAUAAUGCGUGUGGAAUGAGGGAUUUUGUGGUGGCGCCGAAGAUUAAUUAA
Messenger RNA from Caenorhabditis remanei, 1179 nucleotides. RefSeq lists its product as uncharacterized. Gene Ontology annotation, cellular component: lysosome. Gene Ontology annotation, molecular function: cysteine-type endopeptidase activity. The coding region runs from base 1 to 1179 and encodes 392 amino acids. NCBI's taxonomy places the organism in Eukaryota, Metazoa, Nematoda, Chromadorea, Rhabditida, Rhabditidae. The transcript is spliced from 4 exons. The record is from RefSeq and is a predicted model, not a curated record.